Molecule: messenger RNA, 704 nt
Organism: Manduca sexta (tobacco hornworm)
Lineage: Eukaryota; Metazoa; Arthropoda; Insecta; Lepidoptera; Sphingidae
Product: chorion class B protein PC10
Exons: 2
Coding region: 49-660 (203 amino acids)
Biological process (GO): multicellular organism development; chorion-containing eggshell formation
Cellular component (GO): egg chorion
Molecular function (GO): structural constituent of egg chorion
Source: RefSeq, a predicted model, not a curated record
GUAAAACAAAAAAUAUCAUCAUUUAAGUUGUAACACUAGAUAGCAACAAUGGCAUUCAAGGCUAUCGUCCUCUGCGCCUCUGCACUCUUCGUGCAGUCUGCUGUGAGUCAGUGUCUCGGUCGCAUGGCUGCCCCAUUGGCUACUCCCUUGGCCGGUAUUCCCACCAUGGCUUACGAAGGUUUGGCCUUUGACGGUCUCGCUGGCUGGCCCGCUGGCCGUCUCGGUUGUGGUAUCUACGGACCCGCUAUUGCUCCCGCCGUUGACAUAGCCGCCGCCAGCACCCUCAACGCUGCCUACGGUGGUGGUCUGCCCGUCGCCACUGCCUCCCCCGCUGCCCCCACCGGCCUCGCUGUCGCCUCUGAGAACGUGUACGAGGGUGCUGUCGCCGUGGCCGGUAACCUGCCGUUCCUCGGCACCGUCGCUAUGGAGGGAGUGUUCCCAACCGCCGGCGCCGGCGCUGUGUCCUACGGUUGCGGUGACGGUGCUGUCGCCAUCACUGCCGAGGGUCCCAUCGCUGGUCCCGCCGCCAUUGCUCCCGCCAUGGGCCCUCUCGGGCUUGGUGCCGUUGGCCCCGCAAUCGCCCCGCUCGGUCUCGCUGCCGCCACUCCUCUCGGCUACGCUUCACGCGGGUGCGGAUGUGGUGCCCCCAUCGUUUAUUAGACUAUAAUAAAUUUAUAAAAAAUAAAUAAAACUGAUAUGAAUGA